AUGAAAGGACUUUUCAAGCGUCAGCCACGCAUUCCGGCCGUGCCCGAGCCGGGAGCUAAUACAGCGCCGUCCGAUGCAUACGGUAGUGUGCAUGCAGCGUAUGGAAAUGGUGGCGGCAUGCAUCGCGACCCCUACGGUCCGGCGCCCAUAUCCGGCAAGCAAAAAGGCCCGACGGACGCGGAGCUCCUGGAGGAGUACGGCGCGGGAUCGCAAGCGCAAACAACGCGUCCCUCAUUUGGCACACAGCAGGAAAAGGUGAAGCUCAGUAAGCCAACUACGUACGAACCUUCGGAUCCGUACACACAAGAGUAUGGAUCCGGCUUUGCGCCCAUGGACCCAGAAGAGGAAGAGAUUCAAUCGGUCAAGUACGAGAUCCGCAGUACGAAGCAGGAGAGUCUAAGCAGUACACGCAAUGCACUACGACUUGCUCGGGAGACGGAAGAGACCGCCUCAAACACCAUGGUCAAGCUGGGCGAGCAGGCCGACACCAUUGGCGACACGGAGCGCCACUUGGACAUUGCCAAGGCACAUGCGUCGCGCGCCGAGGACAAUGUGCGCGAGAUCAAGCAGCUGAACAAGUCUAUUUUCCAACCCAAGUUCCGGCGCAACAACCGUGCGAAGCGCGAGGCACAAGAACAGAGCGCGAUCCAGCGGCACAUUACCGAACGGAUGGAUCGCGAGCUGACUCGCGAAGAGGUCGUCACUUCGCAGCGUCGUGUCGAAGAGAGCGUGAAAGGAACGGGCGCGUUUGGCAAGCUGAAAAAUAGACUGCAGGGCGUCGAGCGGAGCGAGCCGCUGGAUCCCAAGGCGCAGCGCGCGCGCUACCAAUUUGAGGCUACGGAGAGUGACGAUGAAAUGGAAGACGAACUGGAUGCGAAUCUUGACGACAUCGCGCAGCUCAGCUCGCGCAUGAAUAUGCUGGGCCGCGCGAUGGGCCAGGAAGUCGAUGCGCAGAACAAGCGUUUGGUGCGUGUGAGCGACAAGACCACGGCGCUGGAUACCAGGAUUUAUGCUGGAACACAGCGUCUAGCAAGUCUCCGCUAA
Messenger RNA from Malassezia vespertilionis, 1044 nucleotides. It is a transcript of the gene SEC9, whose product is annotated as Protein transport protein S9 plasma membrane t-SNARE. The record is from RefSeq and is a predicted model, not a curated record. Gene Ontology annotation, biological process: vesicle fusion; exocytosis. Lineage: Eukaryota; Fungi; Basidiomycota; Malasseziomycetes; Malasseziales; Malasseziaceae. The transcript has a single exon. Bases 1 to 1044 code for a protein of 347 amino acids. Gene Ontology annotation, molecular function: syntaxin binding; SNAP receptor activity. Gene Ontology annotation, cellular component: plasma membrane; SNARE complex.